AUGAGAUUACUGUGUUUAAAUGUAUUCUACUUAUUUUUAUCACUUUCCCAUAAACUUCACUGCCUGAAUUUUAAAUCUUCUCCCAAAACUAAUUACACAUUUAUCAAUACUAACCACACACAUAUAAAUUCUAGUGCGAAAGGAGCAGAAAAUGAACAGAUUGUUUUAUGGGAUUUAAUGAGCAAUGACGACUUAAAGGAUAUUAAGAGUGAAAAGAAGAUAAAAAUUCCAUAUUUUGUUGAAUAUCCAACUGAUAAGGUAGUUGAAGAGCCAGAUGUCACCAAAGAAGAUUUAGCCAAAUCAAUACUCUCAGAACUAGGAUUCUUCAGUUCUAACGACUCUACUCCUAACACUAGUGUUAAUACAACUCCUGUCACUAGUAGUAACACUACUGUGGACAUAGUGGAUAACUCUGUAGAAAAUAUAUCCAGCGUACACUUUGAAAGUAAUUUGGAAAAUUCUUUUGACAGUAAUGAAAAUGAACGAGAUAACGAUAACUCAUUCGAUAGUGAUAACACAUUUGGUACUGAAACUACCGACAAUAUAUUGGGGAACGCAUCUGAAACUACUGAUAGUAAGGAAUAUCUGGUGAAAACAACAAUAAUUGAUAGAUUUGAUAAUAUGAAGAAUGAACAAGAGAGUUCAAUACUAUCUGAGCAGACAAGUCCAGUAGUAGGUAAGCAAAGAGUGAGGUGGUUUCCAAAUUAUAUAAGUCGAAGUUUAUCACAACUGCACUAUUACUUGAAAAUGUCUGAUAUAAUUCUGGAUGUUAGAGACGGUAGAAUCCCGUACAUACCACCAGAUGACUAUUUCUUCAACUUGUUUGAAAGUGAAUUCCCAACAAAGCCGAGGAUUACAGUUUUUACGCAUUCUGAUAAAUUGCCGAAACUCGGAAUGGCACAGUGGCUUAACUACUAUCGGACUAUUGACCGAUCUGUGCACAGCAGUUAUAAUAGCAAUAUCAAGAAUGCUAGCGAGAAAAGAGUGUUGAAUAGAUCAAUGUUUGUCGACGCAAUUAAUGGAUUAAAAGAGAUUAUUUAUCUCCGAAAACAUAUUUUCAGGAUGUGUAGAAGAGUGAAUGAACGUAGACUAAGAAAAGGGUUAAAUCCUAGAGAAAUUAGAGUUAUCCUAAUGGGUAUGCCAAAUGUAGGGAAAUCAUCACUGGUUAACAGAUUACUUGGUAGAAAAGUUACUAAAUCAUACAACGUCCCUGGUCUCACCAAGAAUAUUAAUAUCUACAAAUCCACCACGAAGUCUAACACUAUUAAGAAUAAGAGAUUGUUGUUAAUUGACACACCGGGGAUAGUGCAUACAAAUUUGAUAGGGGAAAUGAAGGACAAUCUAAUGUUAAUUUACAGCGGCUUGAAUAUAAUAAGUGAGUGUGCAUAUGAAGAUGAUGAAGCGGCCAUUGCGAUACUUAAACAAAUACUAAAAACCAUGUCAAUGAAUAGAAAGUACGUUGAAUAUAACAUUAAUAAGCAUAUGCUGCUGAAGUCAUUGUUUGACAAUUUUAACCCCAACGUAUCAGACAGGGCCAUGGAAUUUAAUAUUAGUGCUUCCUUGGAUAAAAUGACAAAAUGGUUUUUUGGCGAUAAUCUUUCCAGUUGUUGCAGUAAAUUAUUAAAUGACUUCAGAAGAGGCAGACUUGGGAAGAUCAUGCUACAAACUCCUCCACUCAGUUUAGAUGUUGCUGCCUAUAACAGACAUACAAAUGCUAGAGAAUCAGUGGAUAACUCAGUUGGAAAUAGAGAUAUGGUACUACAAUACAAAAGAGGUUUAUAUGAAGGGUGGUAG
Messenger RNA from Theileria parva strain Muguga, 1794 nucleotides. RefSeq names its product 50S ribosome-binding GTPase family protein (gene rbgA). The record is from RefSeq and is a predicted model, not a curated record. NCBI's taxonomy places the organism in Eukaryota, Apicomplexa, Aconoidasida, Piroplasmida, Theileriidae. Gene Ontology annotation, cellular component: mitochondrion. Gene Ontology annotation, molecular function: GTP binding; GTPase activity. The transcript has 2 exons. Bases 1 to 1794 code for a protein of 597 amino acids.